This is a messenger RNA of Fusarium pseudograminearum CS3096, 1401 nucleotides long. RefSeq lists its product as uncharacterized. The record is from RefSeq and is a predicted model, not a curated record. Gene Ontology annotation, biological process: transmembrane transport. The coding region runs from base 1 to 1401 and encodes 466 amino acids. Lineage: Eukaryota; Fungi; Ascomycota; Sordariomycetes; Hypocreales; Nectriaceae. Gene Ontology annotation, molecular function: transmembrane transporter activity. The transcript is spliced from 4 exons.
AUGGGCGUCAAACAGUUCUUUAAAGACCGCCCUCUCAAGGUCAAAGAUAGUAAAGUUACCAAAGCAGCUGAGCUCACCUUGAGAGAAUCCAUCUGGCCCAUCGCCCUCGUCACAGUCCUCUUCUUCCUUUGGGGUUUCAGUUAUGGCCUUCUCGAUACACUGAACAAGCAUUUCCAAAAGGUCCUCGAUAUUGAUCGUGCUCGAUCUGCUGGUCUUCAAGCUGCGUAUUUCGGCGCUUACCCUCUUGCUUCGCUGGGACACGCUGCCUGGAUUCUCCGUCAUUACUCGUACAAGGCUGUUUUUAUCUGGGGUCUCAGCUUAUACGCUAUCGGCGCAUUGAUUGCCAUCCCAUGUAUCAAAGCCAAGUCCUUUGCUGGCUUCUGCAUGUCCAUUUUCAUCAUUGGUAACGGACUUGGUUCGCUUGAGACAGCUGCCAACCCUUUCAUCACUGUCUGUGGUCCUCCUCGAUACUCGGAAAUUCGCAUCAACAUUUCCCAGGCCUUCAACGGUGUCGGCACUGUCAUCGCUCCUGUACUAGGCUCAUAUGUCUUCUUCAACAACCUUGACGAUGAAGAGGCAUUGGCCAAUGUGCAGUGGGUAUACCUAUCCAUCGCCGUCUUUGUCUUGAUCUUGGCCUGUCUCUUUUACGUUUCCAAGAUUCCCGAGAUCACCGACGCGGACAUGGCAUUCCAAGCUCAAGAGACUCACUCAAAGGCCGACGAGAAACCGUUCAUCAAGCAAUACAAGCUCUUCCAUGCAUCCUUUGCUCAGUUCUGCUACACGGGCGCACAAGUCGCCAUUGCGAGUUUCUUCAUCAACUAUGCCGUCGAGUUGCGCCCCAACACGUCAGAAUCUGUAGGCGCAAAGCUCUUUGCCGGCGCACAAGCAGCCUUCACCGUUGGUCGCUUCUUCGGAACCUUUUUGAUGAAGUUCAUAAAGCCCCGAAAAGUAUUUCUGGUGUUCCUGGCCAUGUGUAUUGUCUUUAUCGGCCCGCCCAUCGUCCACCACGGCAAUGCCGGUGUUGCGUGUCUCUACGUCGUUCUCUUCUUCGAGUCCAUCUGUUUCCCGACGAUUGUGGCGCUGGGUAUGAGAGGCCUUGGACGGCACACAAAGCGAGGUAGUGGUUUCAUCAUUGCUGGUGUUGUUGGCGGUGCUUGUGUUCCUCCUCUGACUGGAGCUGUGGCCGACAUGCAUAGUAUGGGAAUCUCCAUGGUCGUCCCCAUGGUCUUCUUCGUGGCGGCUUUAUCGUAUCCCCUUGCUGUCAAUUUUGUUCCGGCUUACAAGAACGUUGUUGACGUCUUUUACGAGGCGGAUAUUGGUAUUGGCGAUCGAACUCUUGACGAGGAGAAGAUUCAAGGUGGACAAAUCGAGGAGAAGGGCGAAUUGCCAGCUGCUCGUUAG